Helobdella robusta is the source of this 249-nucleotide messenger RNA. RefSeq lists its product as hypothetical. Gene Ontology annotation, molecular function: serotonin:sodium:chloride symporter activity. Gene Ontology annotation, biological process: aminergic neurotransmitter loading into synaptic vesicle; transmembrane transport. Gene Ontology annotation, cellular component: synaptic vesicle membrane; terminal bouton. NCBI's taxonomy places the organism in Eukaryota, Metazoa, Annelida, Clitellata, Rhynchobdellida, Glossiphoniidae. The transcript is spliced from 3 exons. The record is from RefSeq and is a predicted model, not a curated record. The annotation marks the transcript as partial.
AUUAUGAGCACAACCGUUGAAGUUGGGCUCAUGUUUGCUUCUAAAGCUAUCGUACAAUUAAUAGCCAAUCCAUUUGUUGGUUCUCUUACAAAUAAAAUUGGCUACAGUGUACCUCUUUUUGCAGGAUUCGUCAUAAUGUUUGUAUCAACUAUGAUUUUUGCUUUUGCAAAGAACUACGUUGUUUUAUUUCUAGCUAGAGCUCUUCAAGGAGUUGGAUCCGCUUGUUCGAGCAUAUCUGGUUUGUACUAA